This is a messenger RNA of Pecten maximus, 1305 nucleotides long. Its product is annotated as integumentary mucin C.1-like. Bases 58 to 1305 code for a protein of 415 amino acids. Gene Ontology annotation, biological process: cell communication. The transcript is spliced from 3 exons. NCBI's taxonomy places the organism in Eukaryota, Metazoa, Mollusca, Bivalvia, Pectinida, Pectinidae. Gene Ontology annotation, cellular component: membrane. The record is from RefSeq and is a predicted model, not a curated record.
CGUCCCUGUACGCAUAGCAUAUGCUGUGGCCAGUGACACAGAUAAUUUCCCCAUUAAAUGCUUAGAUAUAGAAUUAUAUGCAGAUCAUUUCGGUGCCGAUAUGAUAAUUUUCUGACAUUUUUUUUACAGAAAGGUGUUUCAAUUCUUAUUAAAGGCUGGGACGACAUCACAUUAAGUUAUGAUAUACAGAUGGGAACAAUAAGCAAAUCGUAUACAAAUAUCACGGGGAACAAUUUUGAGGCCCGGCAAAUUAAGGAAUCACUGACAGGUGGCAAAAUCAGGGUCGAUGUAACACUGACUUUCGUAUGUGACACAUUUUACUACGGAGACUGCACUAAAUACUGUAAGGAAGAUCCAUGCCGUUACAGGUGCGACAAGAAUGGAGACAAAAUCUGUCUCCCAGGAUGGUCAGGGAGCGACUGUAACACUACAAAUCAAAGUAUAACACCAACGUGUACUAUCACCACUACAACUCCAACCACCACUACAGAUUUUACCACCACUACAGAUCCUACCACCACUACAACUCCUACCACCACUAUAACUCCUACCACCACUACAACUCCUACCACCACUAUAACUCCUACCACCACUACAACUCCUACCACCACUACAACUCCAACCACCACUACAACUCCAACCACCACUACAACUCCUACCACCACUACAACUCCAACCACCACUACAGAUUUUACCACCACUACAACUCCUACCACCACUACAACUCCUACCACCACUACAACUCCUACCAACACUACAACUCCUACCACCACUAUAACCUACCGACACAACACACAACUGCCUACCACACUACAACUCCUACCACACACUACAACUCCUACCACCACUACAACUCCUACCACCACUACAACUCCUACCACCACUACAACUCCUACCAACACUACAACUCCUACCACCACUACAACUCCUACCAACACUACAACUCCUACCACCACUACAACUCCUACCAACACUACAACUCCUACCACCACUAUAACUCCUACCACCACUAUAACUCCUACCAACACUACAACUCCUACCACCACUACAACUCCUACCACCACUAUAACUCCUACCACCACUACAACUCCUACCACCACUAUAACUCCUACCACCACUACAACUCCUACCAACACUACAACUCCUACCACCACUAUAACUCCUACCACCACUACAACUCCUACCCACCACUAUAACUCCUACCAACACUACAACUCCUACCAACACUACAACUCCUACCACCACUACAACAACUCCUACCACCACUACAACUCCUACCACCACAGACUCCGACCACCACUAUAA